UCGGCGGGCGUGUCGUUUUAGAGUGACUACCGCCCCUUUAAAAUCCCCUCCCUCCCUCCCCAUUUUCUCCUCGCCAAACCAUUUCUCUCUCCCCUUCUCUCUCAAGUCGCCGGUAUUCUUUCGUCGCCGGACCGAGAUCCCGAGAGUUCUCUCUUCUACUUCGGAUUUGGGAGAGGAGGGUUUUUUUUUUACGAGAUCUCUGGUUUAGAUUCUCGCCGUAGAUUCUGAUCUCUAUUCUCCCGGCGAUCGCGACCUCGGAUGGCGAUCUCGAAUUCCGAGGGGUUUUUCGCCGCGAAAGAAAGGGAGAGGAAGCGGAAGCGGAGCGCUGAGGUCCGGCCGUCGCCGUCCAAGUGGAGGACCGAGAGGGAGCAGAAGCUUUACUCCUCGAAGCUCCUCGAAGCACUGCGUCGCGUCCGCCGCCCCGCGCCGGCGGAUCCACCCCGGAGCCGCGCCGUCCGGGAGGCCGCGGACCGCGUGCUGGCGGUGGCCGCGCGUGGCCGGACGCGGUGGAGCCGCACGAUCCUCUCGAGUCGGAUUCUCAAGCUGAAGCCGCGGAAGCGGCGGCCCGCCGGCGCUGUCCGGCCCAAGAAGCCCCUCGCCAGCGCGGCGGAGAUGAAGAGAUCGCCGUUGCUGCAGCGGAAGGCGAGGGUCCUCGGCCUGCUGGUCCCGGGCUGCCGGAAGCUCUCGCUUCCUACGCUUCUCGGGGAGGCCGCCGACUACAUCCCCGCGCUCGAGAUGCAGGUUCGCGUCAUGAGCGCCCUCGCCGAGAUGCUCUCUUCCUCCGGCAGCGGUGCGCCGCCGUCCGACCGGCUCGGCUCGUCCCAGCCGGUCUGACCUCGUCGCGCCGGCUGCAGGUCUUCCCCCCAACCCAACCGAACCCCUCGUCCUUUCCCUUCUUCUUCCCCUUAUUUUUCUCCUUUCAAAAUUCAUGUAAUUUAUUGUAAAAUAAUCUCUCCUUUUUCAAAAAGCCAAAUGGUGUGUUCAGAUUCGUUCUUCCGGCCUGCUGAGGCCACCUCAAUGGCAUUCGCGUAAAAUACAUGUCUUUCAUGGCCA
Molecule: messenger RNA, 1053 nt
Organism: Phoenix dactylifera (date palm)
Lineage: Eukaryota; Viridiplantae; Streptophyta; Magnoliopsida; Arecales; Arecaceae
Product: transcription factor bHLH148
Biological process (GO): regulation of DNA-templated transcription
Molecular function (GO): protein dimerization activity
Source: RefSeq, a predicted model, not a curated record